UGAGCGUGCAGACAGUCUGGAUGCAGACGGAGUCGCACGCGGACGCGCCGACGGACGAACCUCCGGCCUCACGGACCCGGCAGCGGAUCAUAGCCGAGCGGAGAGCGCCGAGCCCGGUGACCAUGUCGGUGCUCGGCCCCGCCCCCAGCAGCGCAGACGCCUGCCUCAGCAUCGUCCACAGUCUGAUGUGCCACCGGCAGGGCGGCGAGAACGAGGGCUUUGCCAAGCGCGCCAUCGAGAGUCUGGUGAAAAAGCUGAAGGAGAAGAAGGACGAACUGGACUCGCUCAUCACCGCCGUCACCACCAACGGCGUGCACCCCAGCAAGUGUGUCACCAUCCAGAGGACGCUGGACGGCCGGCUGCAGGUACGGCGGUGAAAACCCGACAGAGGGCCCACAGGAAGGCUUGAGGCUCAGAGAGGAAGUAGUCACCUUAUUUUAUUCUGACAGAGUUAGAAAGAUAACAGGACUUCAAAGAAAAAGUCUUUAAAGUCUUCAGGCUCCGCCCCUCACCUGGUCUGCACCUGAUCCUGUCCUUCCUGUGUCCUCUGUCGGCGCUCCAGGAGCUCCUCACCGCUGAUAUAAUAAUAAUGAUGAUGAUGAUGAUGGAGCUGUGAGCAGCACCUGGGUGUGUCCCCCAGUCUCUCAGUAAUU
Molecule: messenger RNA, 653 nt
Organism: Pundamilia nyererei
Lineage: Eukaryota; Metazoa; Chordata; Actinopteri; Cichliformes; Cichlidae
Product: mothers against decapentaplegic homolog 4-like
Exons: 2
Coding region: 21-377 (118 amino acids)
Biological process (GO): BMP signaling pathway; SMAD protein signal transduction; anatomical structure morphogenesis
Cellular component (GO): heteromeric SMAD protein complex
Molecular function (GO): DNA-binding transcription factor activity, RNA polymerase II-specific; I-SMAD binding; RNA polymerase II cis-regulatory region sequence-specific DNA binding
Source: RefSeq, a predicted model, not a curated record